Messenger RNA from Anguilla rostrata (American eel), 3960 nucleotides. RefSeq names its product sushi domain containing 1 (gene susd1). The record is from RefSeq and is a predicted model, not a curated record. The coding region runs from base 692 to 3832 and encodes 1046 amino acids. Gene Ontology annotation, molecular function: calcium ion binding. Lineage: Eukaryota; Metazoa; Chordata; Actinopteri; Anguilliformes; Anguillidae. The transcript is spliced from 22 exons.
CUAUGACAACAGUACUGGCCACGUCGCUCAGAGCAGCAUAGUGUUGGACAAAGAAACAAAUUAGCGCAGGUGAAUUCGUCGGGUUGUUUUCAUUCAUGAUACAGAGAUUCUUUAUUUCAUCACUAUAGCAGGAAGAAUUCAGGUUUUAAAACAAACCGAAAGACCAAAAAUAGCCCUUAUCUGCCAGCCGAACGUGACACUGCAGUCUUGCGAGCUUUAAGAGUUUGACCUCAACAGCCAAGUGGGCGGUCUUUUUGAGCGUGAUGUAAAACUGAGCCUGACAGAAAACGGAAUGUGACGGAUGUGGCAGACAUGUCCCCAAACCGCCACGGCGACAUCAUCCCCAAUGAGACAGGGUCGACCGUUGGCCCUCGUUUUUGGACUCUGAUACCUCUAACAUCCAGCACUUAGUCCUGGUUAUCAAAGCGGGUCAGGACAGAGAAGCUCACAGGCAGGAAGCAGAGUGAAAUGCAUAUAAAACAAAAGCACACACUCCCGGGGUGUCUAAGAGGCGAGAGUUGAACAUGGAACAAACGUCCUGGAAAAGGCUCCUUGUGGCCAAGGCCUUCCUCCUUUAUCUCACCUCUUCUGUCUUUAAAGUGCGUAACUCUCCCUGUUUGCAGUGCGGGUGGCUGGAACGCUGGAAGACGUGUGCGCGACGUGCCACGUGAACGCCACAUGCGACGACAAGAUGGACGGCAGCGGCGGAAAAGUGUGUACCUGCAUGUAUGGUUUCCUGGGCAAUGGCAGAACUCAGUGUCAAGACAAAAACGAGUGCCAGGCUGGGCGCGGUAAGAUCUGCGGAGAUCACACCGUCUGCCACAACACCUACGGCAGCUUCUACUGCACCUGCCUGAGAGGCUACAGCCCUUCCAACAACCUGGUCAUCUUCAUUCCCAACGACGGGACCCAGUGCAAAGACAUUGACGAGUGUAAGGUGCAAGGGAUUUGUGGAGAGGGCGGAUGGUGCACCAACGUGCAGGGCGAUUUCAGCUGCCGCUGCCAAGCUGGAUAUAAGGUGCAGAACGGAUCCCAGCCUUUCCACCCACACCGGGACACGGCUUUCUGCAAAGCCAUCGACUGUGGGCAGCCUCCUUCCGUUACCUACGCAACCCAACUGUCAGGAACAGGGACCCGCUACGGCAGUGUCGCCAAGUUUGGUUGUUUGGAAGGAUUCUUCCAGAAAAGUGGGAACAACACCGCGAUCUGUGGUGAAAAAGGUGUAUGGGAAGGCCUCAGUCUGGUGUGUGAAGAGAUAGAUUGUGGUGAUCCCCCGACUCUCCCCCACUCUGUAAUGACAUGGAAUAAAGCCUCGAAGGUGGGCACAAAGGUGUCUUAUAGAUGCAGUGCUGGAUUUUACAGUGUUGGAGAUGGAAAUAUAUCAGUAUGCAAUACAAGAGGGCAAUGGGACAAAGCGUCUAUGCAAUGUGAAGAGAUUAAGUGUGGUGACCCCCCAGUGCUGCCACACAGUGGACAGGUGUGGAAUGGCAGCACAAAUCUGGGCAGUGCUGUAUCUUAUUACUGCAAUGAGGGAUUUUUUCAAGAGCAAGGAGGGAACGUCUCUUAUUGUGUAGGAAACGGUUACUGGACAAAACCGACGCUAGUGUGCAAAGAGACGCAGUGCGGUCGCCCACCACACAUACAGAGCCUGGUUACGCAGUGGGACGGUAGCGUGAGUGUGGGCAGUGUGUCCUAUUACUCCUGCCAGGAGGGCUUUCAUAAGGUCACAGGAAGUGAUGCGUCUGUGUGCACUGCGAACGGUCAGUGGCAGGGCGUCACUUUGACAUGCAAAGAGAUUGAGUGUGGGGAGCCUCCUUCAUUUCCUCACUCCAUCACGUUCUGGAAUAACAGCACUAAGAUCGGCACAGAGGUGUCUUAUCAGUGCCAGGCUGGAUUUUACCAUGCCGGAAGUGGGAAUGCUUCUGUUUGUGCUGCUGAUGGUCACUGGGACCAUGCUAACAUACUGUGUCAAGAGAUCAACUGUGGGCCUCCAGCAGUUUUCCCCAACACUGACCUGCUCUGGGACCGCACUGCGGUGCUGGGAAGUGUAGUCCACUACGCCUGCAAACACGGCUUUUAUCUGGAGGGAGGCCGCAAUCACUCCACAUGCACUUCAGCCCGAGAGUGGGAGCGCAUUACUGUAACAUGCAGAGAGAUCAACUGUGGGCCUCCAGCAGAUUUCCCCAACACUGACCUGCUCUGGGACCGCACUGCGGUGCUGGGAAGUGUAGUCCACUACGCCUGCAAACACGGCUUUUACCUGGAGGGAGGCCGCAAUCACUCCACAUGCACUUCAGCCCGAGAGUGGGAGCGCACUACUGUAACAUGCAGAGAGGUAGACUGUGGAGAGCCCCCUGCUCUUCCUCACACAGAGAGGGUGUGGAGUGGGAGUGGCAGGAUUGGCACAGUGGUGCAUUAUCAGUGCAAUACUGGAUUUUACAAUGCAGGGGGAGAUGGACCCUCAGUUUGCACAGCUAACGGUCACUGGGAUGUGGCCUCUCUGCAGUGUCAAGAAGUUGAUUGUGGAGUACCGAUGUCGAUCCCUCACGCCUCAGUCCUGUGGAGUAAGCCCUCGAGAAUGGGCAGUGUGGCGUAUUAUAUCUGUGAUAGGGGCUAUUACAGUGGGAACGGGAAAACCCGGUCUGUCUGUGGGGCAAACGGACUUUGGGAGGAUAUUACAAUGCUCUGUGAAGAGAUUAACUGUGGGCCUCCGGCAGUGUUCCCCAACACUGACCUGCUCUGGGACCGCACUGCGGUGCUGGGAAGUGUAGUCCACUACGCCUGCAAACACGGCUUUUACCUGGAGGGAGGCCGCAAUCACUCCACAUGCACUUCAGCCCGAGAGUGGGAGCGCACUACUGUAACAUGCAGAGCCAGGUGCGGCCCGCCCCCCUCGUUACCCCGCUGGGAAGUGGCGUGGCAGAACGGCAGCUCAGCCGGAAGCAUGGCGCUGCAUCGCUGCCAGAGAGGGUACCGGAGGUGGAGGGGGCGGACCCUGUCCAUCUGUGAGGACACGGGGAGGUGGCAGCCGGCCACACUGGUCUGCAGAGAAAUCAGGCCUGCGAUCAGCAAGCUGGUGCUGUUCAAUGAGAAGUGCCUGAGAUGGACAGCAGAGCGAUAUGACGAGCGGGGAGAGGAUUAUACAGUCCAAAUUGUGGGAUCCAGGGACUAUCAGAGAGCUUUCCGGGACGUGAGAAAGAGGGCCUUCAGCUCGGAGUCUGACCAGCCUGAACUCUGCCUGAACCUUCAGCCGGGCACCAACUACACCAUCAACAUCACUGCGCUCUCGGCCAGGUUCUCCUGCACCAUCACUGCCAACACCAGCAUCCACGCUCCGCCUGUACCUGAGGUUGUAUUCAGAGAUGUAGAGGUUCCCCUACCUUCUCUUUGGCUACGCAGAUCAAUGAACACCCUGGACCCUAUAAGCGUAUACCAGGUGUUCGUGGUGCCGCUGGAGGGCCGCGUGGCGUUUGACUGCAGGUCAGCGAGCGAGGCGCACUUCCACAGCGACACGCCGGCAGCGCUUUACCUGGCAGCGCAGAUUCCCGUGGCGGACGUGGGGGCGGAGCUCAGCUUCACCGUGGGGGACCAACGCCACUACGGCGAAUACUAUAACGCUCCCUUACAGCCUGGCAGGGACUAUUACAUCAUACUGCGCUCUGUCAGUCAAUGGGGACGGGUCAGGAAACAGUCCUGUGUCUUCUGGGCAAAAGUAAGGGGCACAUCCUACAUCAUACAGUCUGCCACCAUGCUCACCGGAGGACUCAUCGGAUUGGUUGCUUUCGUUGUGUUUUUGAGAUUCGCUCAUGUAUGGUACUGCAAGAAGACAUGAAGCAGACGUCCGAACCACUGCCUCUGCUGCUUGAGCUAACCCAGAGGAGGAACUACACCCUAUCCUUCCUUUCUGUUUUUACCUGUGUUAUUAUUUUUUAAUAAAGCAAAAGGAAAGAUUUUAUAGUA